UCCAACACUCGCCCAGCUGCUUCGUUCCCUUUUCCUCCAAGUCUCAUUUCGUUUCUCCCUUUCAACGAUUUUCUCUCAUUAGAAAACGGCGAGAGAAGGAACGGCGUUGACGAGUUCCGAUCUGUACAAGAGGAGCUCAGUCGUGGUCGUGGUCCAUGGAGUCUGCAAUAUCGGAGAGGCAGGAGCUUGCGAAGCUCUGCAGCUGUCGCGACUGGUCCAAGGCCAUUCGUGUUCUCGAUUCUCUCCUUGCGCAGUCAUGCGUCAUCCAAGACAUCUGCAAUAGAGCCUUCUGUUACAGUAAAUUGGAGUUGCACAAGCAUGUGAUUAAGGACUGUGACAAGGCGCUUCAGCUUGAACCCACGCUACUUCAAGCAUACAUCCUCAAAGGUCAUGCACUUUCUGCUUUGGGAAAGAAAGAGGAUGCUCUUCUGGUUUGGGAGCAAGGGUAUGGCCAUGCUGUUCGUCAAUCUGCUGAUUUGAAGCAAUUUCUAGAGCUGGAAGAGCUUCUGAAACAAAACAGAAGAAUCACUUGUGAAAACCAUGCCAUGGAGUCACCUGAGUCAUCCAUAUCUGUAUCUGAAUCAGCUCUUCAUGUCGAUGAGAAACCAAAUUCAACUCAUAAAAAUGAUAGUAAAUUGAAUGAUGAGUCUGAAUUAUGCAGUGAAUCGAGUGAUACAUCUGAGAUCCACUGCAAACCAAAUUCAACUCAUAAAAAUGAUAGUAAAUUGAAUGAUGAGUCUGAAUUAUGCAGUGAAUCGAGUGAUACAUCUGAGAUCCACUGCAAAGCUUUUGAUACAUCUGAUGGCCAUGAUGAAUUAAGAGAUACAGUGAAUGGGAACGAGAAAUUGAAUAGUGAAUCAAAUGGAACUUAUGACAUCUUUGUUAAAUCAAGUGAUGAGUCUGAGUUAUGUAGCAAGUUAAAUGAUACAUCUGAACAAAGCAGUAAAUCAUCUGUGAUUCACAGCAAAUCAAGUGAUAUAUCUGAGGUUCGCCGAAAAUCGAGUAAUAAAUAUGAUAUACGCAGUGAAUUAGGCGAUGAAGCCAACAGGAAUAAAAAGUUCUGUGUUACUAGGAUUUCAAAGACCAAGUCAAUAAGUGUAGAUUUCCGAUUAUCAAGGGGAAUAGCACAAGUAAAUGAAGGAAAUUAUUCCAAUGCCAUAUCCAUUUUUGAUCAGAUACUGAAAGAGGAUCCUACUUAUCCCGAGGCACUAGUGGGAAGAGGAACUGCAUAUGCAUUUCAACGUGAACUAAGUUCUGCCAUUGCUGAUUUUACAAAGGCUAUUGAAUCAAACCCAUCUGCUUGUGAGGCAUGGAAGCGGAGAGGCCAGGCCCGAGCUGCCUUAGGGGAAUCAUCUGAGGCCAUUGAAGAUUUGACCAAGGCAUUAGAGUUUGAGCCGAAUUCCACAGAUAUUCUGCAUGAAAGGGGAAUUGUUAAUUUCAAGUUCAAGGAUUUUAAUGCUGCUGUUGAAGACCUCUCUGCAUGUGUGCAGCUUGAUAAGGAGAACAAGUCAGCAUACACAUAUUUGGGUUUGGCUUUAUCUUCAAUUGGCGAAUAUAGAAGGGCUGAGGAGGCACAUAUGAAAUCAAUUCAACUUGAUCAGAAUUUCCUUGAGGGAUGGGCUCAUCUAACUCAGUUCUAUCAAGAUUUGGCAAAUCCAACAAAGGCUUUAGAAUGCAUUGAACGAGUAUUACAAAUUGAUGAGGGGUUUGCCAAAGCAUAUCACCUGCGUGGACUACUUCGCCAUGGCAUGGGAGAACACAAGAAAGCUAUCACGGAUUUAUCAAUUGGGUUAGGCAUUGAGAACUCAAACAUUGAGUGUUUGUAUCUAAGAGCUUCCUGCUACCAUGCUAUUGGAGAAUAUGGAGAAGCGAUUAAGGACUAUGAUAAGGCUUUGACGUUGGAACUAGACUCAAUGGAAAAAUUUGUGCUCCAAUGCCUGGCGUUCUAUCAGAAAGAACUUGCUUUAUAUGCUGCUUCAAAGAUGAAUGUUGAGUUUUGCUGGUUUGAUAUUGAUGGGGAUAUUAAUCCCCUAUUUAAGGAGUACUGGUGCAAAAGAUUGCACCCCAAGCAUGUAAGUGAAAAUGUUUUCAGGCAACCUUCCCUGAAAAAGAAUAAGCAUAGAAAGCAAGAUUUUGCUGUUACAAAGCAGAAGGCUGCUCUUCUGCAGGCUGCAGAUUCUAUUGGCAAGAAGAUACAAUAUAAUUGUCCAGGCUUCUUACCCAAUAGGCGCCAGCAUCGUAUGGCGGGAUUAGCUGCUAUUGAGAUUGCACAAAAGGUCUCAAAGGCUUGGCGUUCUUUGCAAGUUGAACGGAAUAGAAACACAUCAAAACAUGGAAAGAAAGCCCGGAGAAAGGAAAAAAUUAAUACGCCCAGUCUGAAUAGAGGUGGUGCUGGCUGUAGUACAAGUAGCUCCUCAGAAACAUCAACUUCAUAUAGUAUUACAGAAGAUAGAUCAUCAGGCCGUCCUAUGAUGUCAUGGCAUGACGUUUAUUCCUUGGCUGUGAAAUGGAGACAGAUCUCUGAACCUUGUGACCCAGUUGUGUGGGUUAAUAAGUUAAGUGAAGAAUUCAACUCUGGAUUUGGGUCUCACACACCACUUAUUCUUGGACAAGCAAAAGUUGUUCGCUAUUUUCCAAAUUACGAGAGAACAUUAGAUGUUGCCAAGACUGUCAUGAAGGAGAAAAGGUAUGUGCACAACAAGGCAGAUGACAUCAUGUAUCUAUCUGAAGAUGGGAAACUACAAGAAAUUAUGCAUGCAGAAUCCUGCUCUGAUCUUUACAAAAUUGUUGGUGAGGAUUUCUGGUUGGCUACUUGGUGCAAUAGUACAGCAAUUGAGGGGAAACGGCUUGAGGGAACGAGGAUCACCCUAUUGAAAAUGGGCCAACAUGGAUUUGACUUUGCAAUUAGAACACCGUGCACACCUUCUAGAUGGGAUGAUUUUGACACAGAAAUGGCAGUGGCAUGGGAUGCUCUGUGCAAUGCGUAUUGUGGGGAAAAAACUUAUGGUUCGACUAAUUUUGACAUGCUUGAAAAUGUGAGAGAUGCAAUUUUGAGGAUGACAUAUUACUGGUACAAUUUCAUGCCACUGUCAAGAGGCACUGCUGCAGUUGGGUUUGUAGUUUUGCUGGGAUUGUUUCUUGCUGCUAACAUGGAGUUCACUGGAAGCAUCCCCAAAGAUUUGCAGGUGGAUUGGGAGGCCAUUCUGAACUUGGAGCCAGACUCCUUUUUGGAUUCUGUGAAGAGUUGGCUGUAUCCGUCCCUCAAGGUCACAACGUCUUGGAAAGAGUAUCCGGACGUGGCAUCAACUUUUUCGACAACUGGGUCUGUUGUUGCUGCUCUGAGCUCUUAUGACGACUGAUCUCCCCUUGGCCUCCUAAAGAGGCAGAAUUUAACACCAUUACUAGGUCUUUUGAAUUUGUCAGAUCUACCGUGGUAAAGCAAAGGUGAAUAUAUAAAGGUGAGGCGUUUGAAAAUCCCAUGAAAAUGAAUUUUCCAUUUGUUUUUCGUGUUGUUUGAGAAUUCCCUCUUAGAACUUUCUAGUCAUGAACAGAACCACUCAGAUGGUUGAGGUUCUUGUAAAAUUUAUAAUUAAAGCUGUAUUUUGUUGUUUAUUAUUAUUGCUAUUAUGAACUUGUUUUUGGGAUUAAUUCUCAUAAAAUGCUUUUCGUCUA
Messenger RNA from Vitis riparia (riverbank grape), 3672 nucleotides. RefSeq names its product suppressor of RPS4-RLD 1. NCBI's taxonomy places the organism in Eukaryota, Viridiplantae, Streptophyta, Magnoliopsida, Vitales, Vitaceae. Gene Ontology annotation, molecular function: protein binding. The transcript is spliced from 23 exons. The coding region runs from base 156 to 3359 and encodes 1067 amino acids. The record is from RefSeq and is a predicted model, not a curated record. Gene Ontology annotation, biological process: negative regulation of DNA-templated transcription.